AUGUUGCAAGCGGAAAAUAUUUUGGAAAACAUUGAAACCCUAACCAUUGACCUGAUGUACAAAACUAGAGGUCACCAUUGUUACGCAUUAGUGACCGACAAAAUGUAUCAAUCAAUUCUGUCGGCCAGCCUGUUUAAAGCCGUAGGCCAAUCGACCUAUUUUAUAAUACUAGUCCCCGACUUUGCCGAUACCCUAAGACCUGAACCGAUUUUUCUACAUUCAUUGAUGCAGGCCCAACGGUCAGGCUGUCAAACAUUUCUCAUCUAUCUCGCAAAUGGCAUACAGAUGGAACGGUUUUUGCGAUUUGUCGAUGAGUUUCGUAUUUUGGACACUCGUUCGAAGUUUGUUCUCCUUCAUGACUAUCGGCUAUUCUCGAAAAGAUUGCAUUAUCUAUGGAGGAGGAUAGUCAACGUGAUAUUUGUGAAAGAGAAUGACAACAGUCGUCGUGGAAACUUAAGCACAGGCACUUGGUUUGAAUUGACUACGGUUCCAUUUCCGCUACCGAUAAAGGAAGUGUAUGUGGAUAAAAAAUUAGAUUCAUGGCGUUCGGGAAGGUAUCAAAGAGGAGUAAAGCUGUUUGAAAAUAAAUUGACCAAUCUAAACAAUGAGAAAUUGAAAGCUGUAGUUUUUAAGCACACACCGGGUGUAAGUGGAGGCUCUGAAAAUCAUAGUGGCGUUGAAGUUGAGAUUUUGAAUACAAUGGCAAAGACAAUGAACUUCUCACUACAGUUUUACGAAAGUACUGACUCAGACACAGCAAAAUGGGGAAGAUUGGAAAGCAAUGGAAGUGCGAGUGGUCUCUUAGGGGAAAUGAUAAACCGACACGCUGACUUCGGGAUAGCAGAUCUUCACUAUACUCCUCAUCAUCUAAAUAUUAUGGACUUAAGUGUCCCAUACACUAGUCAAUGCUUGACAUUUUUGACACCAGAAUCAUUAACCGAUAACUCGUGGAAAACGCUCAUUUUACCCUUCAGCGGUGGUAUGUGGCUCGGAGUUCUUUUCUUCCUGUUUUCUGUGGGUUUUGUAUUUUACAUUCUGGGACAGAUUCACAUAAGACUACGGCGUAAAGAAGUUUUGAUAAAACGGAAAAAGUAUGUGAGAACGACAAAACGUAUCAAACGGACAUCCACCACCAGCGAAACCAUAUCUAUACAAAUUAAAAUAUUACCGAAAAGGACAAGACCGACAGUUUCGCACAAGGACAUCUUCGAAAGUUUUGGCAACUGCAUACUCUACACGUACAGCAUGUUAUUAGUGGUGUCCUUGCCGAGGUUUCCAAAAAGUUGGUCUAUUCGCGUUCUGACCGGGUGGUACUGGAUUUAUUGUAUACUUGUUGUGGUCGCUUACAGAGCCUCACUAACAGCCAUUUUAGCCCGAUCCGCGCCCAGAGUUACUAUCGACACUCUACAGCAACUCGCCGAAAGUCCAAUUGGUUGUGGAGCAUGGGGUGCACAGAAUAAACAAUUUUUUUUAGAAUCACUCGACGAAGCUGGCCAGAAGAUUGGAGCCAAAUUAGAGGAUGUGAAUGACAUGAUGGAAGCGAUUGAGCGUGUAGCGAGAGGAAAGUAUGCGUACUACGAAAACGAAAACACCUUGAAAGAGAUUCGGUCCAAACGUAAUACCCAAUUAGAUCCCCAUCCCAUGCAUAUAAUGAAAGAGUGUGCGGUCAAUAUGCCUAUAUCGAUAGGAUUGGAAAAGAAUUCGGCAAUCAAGCCACGUUUUGACAAUUUAUUGCGUCGACUAAUUGAAGCGGGACUGGUCAGUAAAUGGUUAUCAGAAGCGGUGCGAAACUACGAGCACAGUGAAGAGGAGACGGCAGAGGCGUUGAUGGAUUUAAAGAAAAUGUACGGAGCUUUUGUGGCACUAGGAAUUGGAUAUUUUAUCUCGGUUAUGGCUUUAUUGGGAGAAAUUAUUUAUUGGAAGUGUGUGGUGGUGAAAAGUCCGCUGUAUGAUGAGUAUGCGCUGUACAAAUUGUAUGAAAAAUCUUAGUGAAAGUAAAUGAUUUUUCAAGUA
Messenger RNA from Bradysia coprophila, 2013 nucleotides. RefSeq names its product Ionotropic receptor 68a (gene Ir68a). The record is from RefSeq and is a predicted model, not a curated record. Gene Ontology annotation, molecular function: ligand-gated monoatomic ion channel activity. Gene Ontology annotation, cellular component: membrane. Lineage: Eukaryota; Metazoa; Arthropoda; Insecta; Diptera; Sciaridae.